GUGUCUCGCCACACGUAAGUGCCCUUAACGCAGCUACUUGAAGACUUGGAGACUUUGUGCUUGUUAUUGCUGCUGCUGCGAUCUUCGAAGAUGAUGUUGGCAGAGCAAGCCCAGAAGUGGUUCCCAACUCACGUGCAAGUUACGGUCCUUCAAGCCAAAGGUCUGAAGCCAAAAGGUAAAAAUGGCAGCAACGAUGCUUACACCAUCAUACAGCUGGGCAAGGAGAAGUACUCCACCUCGGUGGCUGAGAAGACCCUGGAUCCUGUCUGGAAGGAAGAGGCCUCCUUCGAGCUCCCUGGAUUACUCAUGCAGGAGAAUCCAGAAAAAUACAUCCUGUACCUGAUUGUCAUGCACAGGUCGCUGGUGGGGCUGGACAAGUUUUUGGGACAGGUGUCCAUAAGUCUGAAUGAUAUAUUUGAAGACAAGCAAAGAAGGAAAACAGAGUAA
Molecule: messenger RNA, 447 nt
Organism: Nestor notabilis (Kea)
Lineage: Eukaryota; Metazoa; Chordata; Aves; Psittaciformes; Psittacidae
Product: rab11 family-interacting protein 2-like
Exons: 1
Coding region: 91-447 (118 amino acids)
Biological process (GO): regulated exocytosis
Cellular component (GO): phagocytic cup; endosome
Molecular function (GO): small GTPase binding
Source: RefSeq, a predicted model, not a curated record